AUGGAGAAAGCACAUUCGAUGGAACAAGAAGAAGAGCAAAAUAUUGCGAGUACUGUUACUUCCGAAGAACAGGAAAUUGCAGUUUAUGAGGAUGUAGUGGAUGUGGAAAUUAUAGACUUAGAUGAUGAUACUGUUGAAGACGAAGAGAAUGAAGGAAACAAGAAGCUUUAUCAAACAGGAUUAUUAUUAUCAUCGUUAGAAGAUGUAAUUACAAUUGACCAGGAAUUAGAAGAGAAACAAAAAUUAUUUCAAUUGAAUUAUAAAAAAAUAACCAAAGAAAUUUCAAUUAUGAAAGAAACUGGAGUGAAAAAAGUUGAUGAAUGGCAAGAUGAUUGUGAAAAUUUGGAAUUGGAAACCGAGAAAUUUGAAGCUGAAGAUAUGACUAGGUUAAAAGCUCAUGUCAAGUCCAUCAUGGGUGCUAACAUCUCCUUCAAUUCUAACAAUAAUCCCAAUAGCAGCGAUGGUAGUAAUUCUGAUACUAAUACUAAUUCUCAGGUUAAUGAAGCAAUGUCACCUGCUGAUACAAUGACAAUUGCUAUCACUCUGCAAACAAUUCAUCAACUUGACAUUUUGUCAGCUUUGACUAAACGAAGAUCAAAUGAAUUGGAUGUGCUAGCUCUUAGAGUAGAAUGGGAACGUGAGGUUGCCAAAGCUUUAAGUAUUUGGAAUGAAUUGACUAAUGAUAUCAAAGAAUUUAUUUUAAAUAAAGGCAGAUGGAAACAACCAACGGGCAUAAGAGAUGAUGAUGGAUGGUUCAUUAAUGCUAAUCAACCAAAUCAGAAGGAUGUGUUAAUUGAAUUGUCAAUACUUGAGGAACAUAAGGUUGAUCCUUUAGCAACCGAAUGUUUACAUACAGAGGAACAAGUUAAAGAUCUGUUGAAAGAACAUGAAGAAUUUUUAGCUGAGAAUUCUAAAGUUAAUUUGGAGGACAUUAAUCGAAUCAAGGAAGGUAUUGAGAAAUUGGUAGAAGAUAUCAAGUCAUCAAAAUGUGAUGAUGUUGUUGAUCAGAAACGUUUACAUGAUGCUUUUAAAAAGUUAACCAAGAAGUUUGCUGAACUACAAUCAAAAUCAUCAGCAAGACAGUUAGACUUAUCAGUAUUACAACCACUUAACAAAUUCAUUGUAGAAAAGGCUAGAUGGAAACCUGUUGAUGUUACUAGUAGUACUGCUGAAACAAUCAAUGAUUCAAAACAAGCAACAGAAAGUUUGUUGACUGAAACAGAAAAGAGAGAUGGUGAUUAUGAUAAUGAAAGUGUGGAAGAAAAAAUUGGUGAUAAUAAAGCUGCUUCAAUUGUUCCUGAUACUGCUAUUCCAAUUUUGACUGCAACUACAACUGUAAUUGAUCAUGAUAAUGAACAUAAUGAAAUAGUAAAAGAACCAAAUUUAGAUUUAAAUCAAAAAUCGGACAGCUCUACACAAAACAUUGAUGAUGAUCAAGAGGCAUUUUCAACCGAAAAGGAUACAACAACUUUAGAUGAAAAAGAUAUAGACCCGGAUGAAAAAGAUGCAGGUUUAAAUGAAAAGGAGCCAAUUCCAGAAGAACCAAAAUUAGACCCGAAAGAAGAGUUUGAAAUCUUUACUGGAAAAGUUAAAGAAUUCCAAGAAAAUACAUCUGAGCAAACAAAUAAAGAAAAUCUCGAAAAUUUGUCUAUAAUAUUUAAUAAUUUCCAAAAACAAUUUCCAGAGAAAUUUGAACUAUUCAAUAGCAUAACAGAAGAGUAUAAUAAUAUCAAGUCACAAGAAGGUAUACGUGAAUUACAAGAUGUGAUUAAGUCACAAACUGAAUUGAAUGAAUUAUGGGAAAAUUUGGAUUUAGGCUCUAAUGAAUUUAAAGAUUUCAUCAAUAAAGUUGGCAAAUGGUAUGAUCAGCAUAAUAUUAUAUAUCGUGUAGAAGAUGACAUUUUUGAUGGACUCGAGGAUCAUAUCAAUAAAUUGGGUAAUGUGAGUUUUGACAAUUUGGAAUUUGAAGCUAAAGAAUUAGAUGAUAAAUUACAAAAGGCUAAAGAAAUGCUUGAAGAAGCCAAAUCCGGCGCUAGUCAGAUAGUUGAUAUUGACAAUGAUAUUUUAGACAUUACAAACCGUCAAAACUUUAAUAAACAUCAUUCAGAUGCCACUGCUCGACUUACUAAGUUGUCAAAUCUCUUCCAGAAAGCAUUAGCAGAAGCCCGUAAUGCUUCAUUGUUGGCAGCAUUCAGUGCUGAUGCUGACAAAAUCAUCAGUUCAUGUUUGGAGGGCACUUCGAUAGUUGAAUCAAGACGUGAUGAGUUCAACAAUAGUGAAUAUUAUUCAUUAGAAGCUGAAGCAUUAGAAAAUUUGAUUAAUAAUGCCAUGAUUGGAUUUUUAAAGAGCGAGGAACAAUUUAAAAAAUGUGAAGAAUUAAAUUUUGGCUUGAAAACUGAUGCCGAUAAAUUGAUUGAAAUGAAUCCUGAAGCAAAUAAAGAUUAUGUACAGAAUAUUUUAAAUAAAGUUACACAAGCGCUUGAAGGCUUCUCAAAUAGCAUUUUGGCUGAAAAACAGGGAAUUGAUAUGGCAAGAAAAAUCUAUCCGCAUACCAAGGCAUCAGAAGAUAUCAAUGAAUGGAUUUCAGCUUGUAAGGCGGCUGCAUUAAAUAUCCAAGUUGGCGCUAUAGAUCAAGAAGCUGAAGUCGAAGAAUUGGAAGAAAAUGCAAUGAAUUUCCAAUCUACUAUUGAUACUUAUAAAGAUAUGAGUCAACAUAUUCUUUUGCCAACUAUUAUCAAUGAUACCAAUGCCGUUAAUGAUAAUUACAAUCAAGCUUACCCGAUUGUCACUUCAGAAGACCUUCAUGAGCAUGACGAUAGUAACACUGAUAAAGGCAAUCUGAAUGCUUACGAUAAUAAUGAGGAUAGCAGUGUUUACUCAGAAGAUCUUCGUGAGCAUGACGAUAGUAACACUGAUAAAGGAAAUCUGAAUGCUUAUGAUAAUAAUGAGGAUAGCAGUGUUUACUCAGAAGAUCUUCGUGAGCAUGACGAUAGUGGUAUUGAUAAAGGCAAUCUGAAUGCUUAUUAUAAUGAUGAGGAUGGUAGUGAUGGUGUUGUAGAGGCUAGAACAAAAAGACUUUUAGAAGAUUGGGAUGAAUUAACAGAUUUAUUGGGAAAUUUAAGGUCAAGAUUGAAUGCAUCCAAAGAAGCACAAGAAGUUUUAAAAGCCAUCAAAGAUAUCUCAGUAUUAAUUGGUCAAGAAAAAGGACGAGUUUUAGACAUUGAAUCUUUCUUUAUUGGUGAGGGAGUACCAAGACUACCAACAAAAGACGAUGUCCAAACCAAUCUAAGAGAACUUGAUGAGAUACAAGCUGAAAUUGAUCAUAUGCUUGUACCAAAAAUUGAAGCAUUAGAUGAAUUGCUUAGUAAUUUAUCAGAGAAUGAGCCUAGUUUUACUAAACGGCGUUUAAGUAUAGCAGAAGCAUUUGCAAAUCUGGAAGAAAUGAUAGAUAACAAACGAUCACAGUUAAAUGAGGCAGAAAUAUUGGUAUUAUUUGGCAAGAAGGCAGACGAAAUGAAUACGUUAAUGAGCUCACUGCUUGAAGUUGUUGAUAGAGCCACAACAACAAACGAUGGAUUACCAUUAUCAUUAUUGACUAAAAUCGAAUUGGAUGCAAGGUUGAUUGAGAUAGAAUCACAAUAUUCUUAUUAUAAACCCAGAAUAGACGAUAAAUUUGAAGAUGUAAAAAGAAUAUCAGAACCUAUUAAAGAUGAUUGGAGAGUUUUGGAUAGAUUGGGUAUUUUAAAGGAACAAUGGGCAGAAUUGAUCGAUGUGACAAAUGCUAAAAUGGAUGAAUUGAGACGGUUAUUGUCUGGACAAAAGGCUAGACCUACAAGACAUGAAAGAUCGAGCUCUCAAAUAUUAUCAUCAGGCAGAAUAUCUUCACCAACUAGAAACAAUAGAUCAUCAUCUGCAUCACCUAGAAAACGUAGUGGAAUAGUCUCACCAGCAUUAACAGGACCAAAAUCUCGUCAACCAUCAUCUAGAAUUGGUAGUCCAUUAUUAACACCUAAUAGAUCAACACCAAGUCCAAAUCAAACACCAGGAUCACCAGGAUCACCAAGAAGACCACAAAUAAGAUUAGUACCACAUACAGUUAAUAAUUAUAUACCUGAUGUAAAAGACCCAUUGGAUGUUGAAGUAGCAAGAAUUGUUAAUUCAUGCCCAGUGAAAAUAAAAGUUUCCAUGGUGGAAGGUGAACAUGGCAAAUACACGUUUGGAGAGGUUGAUCCUAAACUUUGUUUUUGUCGUAUUUUAAGAAGUAGGAUGGUAAUGGUCAGAGUUGGUGGAGGAUGGGCUGAAUUGUCAAAGUAG
Molecule: messenger RNA, 4314 nt
Organism: Entrophospora sp. SA101
Lineage: Eukaryota; Fungi; Glomeromycota; Glomeromycetes; Entrophosporales; Entrophosporaceae
Source: the annotation of a GenBank genome assembly